Molecule: messenger RNA, 243 nt
Organism: Adineta ricciae
Lineage: Eukaryota; Metazoa; Rotifera; Eurotatoria; Adinetida; Adinetidae
Source: the annotation of a GenBank genome assembly
AUGAAAAAUCGUACGCUAAUCAGCAGUUGGGCAUUGUGCACUGGAGAGAACAUUUUGAAUGUAGUUCAAAUCAGUGCUGUUACAAUUGGUGGCGCAUCAGCAACUGUUGGUGCAGCUGACAGUUUCUCGCAAUGCGGUGGAUACGGUUCAUUUACACGAUGGCAAGGUAUGCCAACGGAUCAGAUUCUUGAAUUUGAUGUUAUCUUACUGGAUGGACGACGAGACAACGUCAAUGCUUGUUAA